AUGGAAACGGACUCCGGGGGGGAAUCACCCCCCCAUACUACUGCUAUAGAUGAUAAUAGAAACCUUACACAAGCAGAGCUAGAAAAUAUAAUUGUUUUUGUCGAAGCAAUGGAAGGCACGGGAAUUCAAGUAGGUCAAAGAAGGUAUCUACAGCUAGCAAAAGAUAUACUACUUAUUUCAAUUAAAUUUAACCAACAUUAAACGCAUACAAGUCAAGGCAAGGGAUAGGCUGGGAGUAGAGUUCCUGGAUUGCAAGUCAGCAAACUCUUUUGCAAAUAAAGAAC
Molecule: messenger RNA, 284 nt
Organism: Acanthoscelides obtectus
Lineage: Eukaryota; Metazoa; Arthropoda; Insecta; Coleoptera; Chrysomelidae
Source: the annotation of a GenBank genome assembly